Molecule: messenger RNA, 3561 nt
Organism: Rattus norvegicus (Norway rat)
Lineage: Eukaryota; Metazoa; Chordata; Mammalia; Rodentia; Muridae
Source: RefSeq, a predicted model, not a curated record
GAAAAAGGUUCUGUCGCAUUAUGGGAGGAGCCGGGACCCCGGUUUCCUUAUUGGCGGCGACCUGGCCGCUCUUCCUGAUCAUAGCUUUUCCGUCACUCUGAACCCGCCUUUUCCUCCAAAGUGGUCCACAGUCCCGCCCUCUCUGCCAGGACUUCCUGUUCCCGGUAACCCUGGCCGUGGCUGGGUUUGUAGCGGGGCGGUGGCUUGAGUGACCCCGGGCUGUUGUGGCGCUGCGCGCACCUGCGCCCGCCCCUUGAGGACAGCGAAGCUGAGCCUGUCUCCGGUCUCAGGAUGCCAGGAGACGAGGAGCGAGCCUUCCUAGCGGCCCGCGAGGAGCUGGCGAGCGCCCUGAGGUGGGAUUCUGCGCAGGUAUUUCCCCUGGAGCAGCUCACGCCGCUUCUGGCCACCUCUCUGCCACUCUCCUCCCGCUACCGGCAGCUGGAUGCCGGACGCCUGGUCCGCUGCAACGCUCAUGGGGAGCCUCGAAACUACCUCAACACUCUAUCCACGGCCCUGAACAUCCUGGAAAAGUAUGGUCGAAACCUCCUCAGCCCACAGCGGCCCCGGUAUUGGCGCUCAGUGAAGUUUAAUAACCCUGUCUUUCGCAGCACGGUGGAUGCUGUGCAGGGUGGCCGGGAUGUGCUACGGUUGUAUGGCUAUACCGAGGAGCGCCCAGAUGGAUUGAGUUUCCCCGGAGGGCAGGAGGAACCAGAUGAAUACCAGGUUGCCAUAGUCACACUAGAAGUACUACUGCUUCGCACGGAGCUCAAUUUGCUGUUGCAGAAUACUCAUCCAAGACAGAACGCACUGGACCAGCUACUAAGAGACAGCGUUGAAGAUGACAUGCUGCAGCUUUCAGAGUUUCACCCCCUUUUGAGAGAGAUUGUUCCUGGCCCCCUCCCCUCUGCCCCAGGCCAUACUCCUGGUCCCUGCUUUCUCUGUGGUUCUGCCCCAGGCACACUGCACUGUCCAGCCUGUAACCAAGCUUCAUGCCCAGCUUGUGACCUUUUGUUCCAUGGGCAUCCGUCCCGUGCGCAUCACCUUCGCCACACCCUACCCGGGGCCCACCAGACCACCAACCUAAGCUCUAGUUUACCUGCCUCGUCCCAACCACGGCCCCACUCCUCCUCCCUGGCCAUGGGAGAUAGCUCUCUCUCUUCCCCUGACCCUGCAAAUGCUUGUCUGCCCUGGCACUGUCCUACCUGUGCCACAUUAAACGAGCCUUGGGCAGUGUUCUGUGCAGCCUGUAGUCAGCCCAAAGGCUGUAAGGUGCGGGGAAGAGAGAGUUCCCAAGGAACUGGGGUCCUAGAGCCCGAGCCUGCACGGGAUCAGUGGGCCUGCCAGAGCUGUACCUUUGAGAAUGAGGCAGCAGCCGUGCUCUGUGCCAUCUGUGAGCGACCUCGGCUGGCCCAGCCUCCCAGCUUGGUGGUGGAUUCCCAUGACGCUGGUGUUUACCAACAGCCCCUUAAGGAGGAUACUUUGCUCUCCGCUGCCCAGUCUCAGGUGUGGCACUGUGACCAUUGUACCUUCUGCAAUUCAGGCCCUGUCUGGGUGUGUGCCAUGUGUAACCGGACUCGCAGCCCCAUCCCUGCACAGCCCUAUCCCAGCUCCUUGGAGAAGGGACUCUCACAGCCAGGGUCCUCACAACACCUCAGCUCCUCCCUGCCUGCUUCCUGUGGAGAUCCAGAGAAACAGCGCCAAGAUAAGAUGCGGAAGGAAAGUCUCCAGCUAGUGAACAUGAUCCAGGAAGGGGAAGCUGCAGGUGCCAGUCCAGAAGAGAUCUUCUCGGCUCUACAAUACUCGGGCACUGAGGUGCCCCUGCAGUGGUUGCGUUCAGAGCUGUCCUACGUCUUGGAGAUGGUGGCUGAGCUAGCUGGACAACGGGAUCCAGAGCUCGGUGCCUUUUCCUGUCAGGAAGCCCGGAAAGCCUGGCUUGAUCGUCAUGGCAACCUUGAUGAAGCUGUAGAGGAGUGUGUGAGGGCCAGGAGGAGGAAGGUGCAGGAGCUCCAGUCCCUGGGCUUUGAGCCUAAAGAAGGGUCGCUGCAGGCAUUGUUCCAGCAUGGGGGUGAUGUGGCCCGGGCCCUAACUGAGUUACAGCGACAGCGCCUGGAGCCUUUCCACCAGCGCCUCUGGGGCAGAGACCCCGAACCCACUCCCUGCUGGGAUGGCCUGGAUAGACAGAGCCUGGUCAGACGCCUUCUGGCGGUAUACACACUCCCCAGCUGGGGUCGAGCAGAGUUGGCGUUAGCGCUGCUGCAGGAGACACCCAGGAACUAUGAGUUGUUGGACGUGGUGGAGGCCGUGAGGCACAGUCAGGACCGGGCCUUUCUGCGCCGACUGCUUGCCCAGGAAUGUGCUGUGUGCGGGUGGGCCCUUCCCCGAAACCGGAUGCAGGCCCUGAUCUCCUGCGAGUGCACCAUAUGCCCUGAGUGUUUCCGCCAGCAUUUCACCAUUGCCCUGAAGGAGAAGCACAUCACAGACAUGGUGUGCCCUGCCUGUGGCCGCCCUGACCUCACCGAUGAUGCGCAGUUACUCAGUUACUUCUCCACCCUUGACAUCCAGCUCAGAGAGAGCCUAGAGCCGGAUGCAUAUGCUCUGUUUCAUAAGAAGCUAACCGAGGCUGUGCUCAUGCGAGACCCCAAGUUCUUGUGGUGUGCCCAGUGUUCCUUCGGCUUCAUAUAUGAACGAGAACAGCUGGAGGCGACAUGUCCCCAGUGUCACCAGACCUUCUGUGUGCGCUGCAAGCGCCAGUGGGAGGAGCAGCACAGAGGGCGGAGCUGUGAGGAUUUCCAGAACUGGAAACGCACCAAUGACCCAGAGUACCAGGCUCAAGGCCUGGCCAUGUACCUUCAGGAAAACGGCAUAGACUGCCCCAAAUGCAAGUUCUCAUACGCACUGGCCCGAGGAGGCUGCAUGCACUUCCACUGCACACAGUGUCGCCACCAGUUCUGCAGCGGCUGCUACAAUGCCUUUUACGCCAAGAAUAAAUGUCCAGACCCUAACUGCAAGGUGAAAAAGUCCCUGCAUGGUCACCACCCUCGAGAUUGCCUCUUCUACCUACGGGAUUGGCCUGCUGCCCGGCUCCAGAAACUUUUGCAGGACAAUAAUGUCAUGUUUAACACAGAGCCUCCUGCCGGCACACGGGCAGUCCCUGGAGGUGGCUGCCGAGUGAUGGAACAGAAGGAGGUUCCCAGUGGGUUCAGGGAUGAAGCUUGUGGCAAGGAAACUCCGCCUGGCUAUGCCGGCCUGUGUCAGGCACACUACAAAGAGUAUCUUGUGAGCCUCAUCAAUGCCCACUCGCUGGACCCAGCGACCCUGUAUGAAGUGGAGGAACUGGAGACAGCCACUGCACGCUACCUACAUUUAACGCCCCAACCCAUGGAUGGAGAGGAUCUUCCUGCUUACCAGGCCCGGUUGUUACAGAAGCUGAGAGAAGAGGUGCCCUUGGGACAGAGUAUUGCUCGCAGAAGAAAGUAGCUGAGAGCCGGGUCCUAAUGGACCUUCCUGAACCCAGCCUUCAGCAGCAGUUCCAGCACCAAUAAAGAGGCAUCUUAUGGCCUA